AUGUCUGACAUCGUCCUCCCUUACCUGGGUCAUGGCUUCGUUAUCCGACUGCACGGAGCAGAGCUGCGUUCCCGGCGGAAGCGUGCACUGAGUUUGCAGCACUGUGGCGGGGAGCUGCGGUCCUGGAACCACCCGGCCGUGCCCGCCAUCUCCAUGGGCCCCAGCUUCCGAAACGGAAUCUGUUUGCCUAGUUCCUGCCGGAGCAGAACAUGGCAACUGGUCACAUGCCAAGAAGACUGUCAGCCGUCCCGCAGUGCCCCAGGUGGCUGCGACCCUGCUCCUUGCCAGCCGACCUGCCUUCCAGAAACGCCUUGUGUGGGUUUUGUUUGCCAACCCAUUUGCUCCUGCACAGCCUGCGAUGAACCCAGCACUGGGCAGCCUCCUGGUCUGGUUAGCUCGUGCCAGCGCGCCUGCGCAGAACCCACCGGCGGUCAGGAGAGGUGCUGUGAAGCCAGCUGCGGUCAGGCAGGCUCCUGCCGGCAGCCCGUCUUCGUGCCUGCAUCGCAGCAGGCAGCUUGCGGCCGAUCGGUCUGCUGUGACCCGAGGGCCUGCCAGCCGCCCUCUUCUGAGGGCACUUCCUGUCCUGGAACAUCUUGCCCACCAACCGUCUGCGCUGCUAGUCCGUGCCAGCCAGCUGGCUGCCAAGCAGGUUCAUGUCACGCCAUUAGUGGCGAAGGUCAGCCCUGUAAAUCCAUUUAUUACCAGCCCAUCUGCUACAUUUUCAAGACUAGCCCAUCGGUUCCCUGCAUGCCUGUUCCCUGCCAGCCAUCGACUUAUGUGUUUGGUUCUUGCACUCCUUCUUGCUGUGCGACCUCCGCUUGCCAGCCACUGUGCUGCCAGCCAGCUUCCUCCAUAUCCUUCGUCUGCCUGCCGGGGGCUAACUGCCAGGCCCCCUGUUCUGCAAAGAGCUCAUGCAAACCAGCCUCCUGUGGCGCCGUGCCUUCUGGCCAACUAGCUUGUGGCAGACCCACUUUCUGUAGCCAAACUGGUUACAAAUCCCCUUCCGGCCAACCAGCCUGCUGUGUGACAGGUUCAGGCAAAUCGUCCGGUGGGGGCUCUGCUUGCUUCCAACCGACUCCUCCAUAUCUCUGCAAAGCCAGCACCUGCUUGCCCACUUCCUGCCAAGUUGGCCACGAGUCCAGCUCCGGUAAGGCAAUGCUCAGCUGACGGAGCACUCUUUGCACCUCCACUCAGGCCUCUGGCUGUCUGCAAGCGCACGGCCAUCCCGCGGGCCCACCUCUGGCCGGGCUCAGUGCUGCCUGCUCGCUGACAUCACUCCCAGGCCAGCCCCACGUUCUCUCCAGGUCCAGGCUCGGGGGACGUGUCCAGCCACGAAGAGAUCCUUCUAAACCGAGGAGGGCCUUUCAGCACGCGUGGUCCACACUGUAGCUUGCGUUUCCUGGUGUCAAUGCA
Phyllostomus discolor (pale spear-nosed bat) is the source of this 1413-nucleotide messenger RNA. It is a transcript of the gene KRTAP29-1, whose product is annotated as keratin associated like protein 29-1. Gene Ontology annotation, cellular component: keratin filament. The transcript is spliced from 2 exons. The coding region runs from base 1 to 1167 and encodes 388 amino acids. The record is from RefSeq and is a predicted model, not a curated record. Lineage: Eukaryota; Metazoa; Chordata; Mammalia; Chiroptera; Phyllostomidae.